GUCCCGGUAUACCAACAGCCUGACGAACGGUUUGACAGCUUUAUAUGACCAUCCUAGAAAUGAGUGACACGAUACUCGAUUCACCACAUACGUUACCGUUGUUACACGACCUCGUUGAUGAGCUCAUUGAUUCGUGCAUUAUGGAUGGAAUCCUAGUUAUGCACCGAGCUAUAAAGCUGGGCUACUUCCAUGUGAUUGCUCCAGAUCCCACGCCUGACGAUGAAAUCGGGGACGCUGCCUCGUUAGUCCGCUCUGGGAACAAUACUGUUGCCAACGGACGCGACAAUUCGGCUAAGGCGGCCAGUUGCUGUCGAUGUGUCAAGUGUCACUCCAAAGUUGCUGCCACACGGUAUGCUCCUCAUCUUUCAAAUUGCAUGGGACUCGGUAGGAACAGUUCCAGACGGGCUAACAAAAGAAUCGCCGAUUUGCAGCGGUUAGAGGACUAUGAUGAAGAUCGCGAAGAUGAGUUCUCGCAGGAACCGUCGUCUGCUUCGCAGCUUCCUCCUGCUUCCGAUGCCUCUAGUUCCCGACUCACUGGAAACGCCGUCAAUAAGCAGCAUUCCCCUUUGAAGCUGACCAUUUCUCUGGUACCCACAUCGAAUAAGUCAAAUUCAACAAAACACGUGAUCCGCGCGGUUAACGGUGCUCUCGUCUCAGACUGUAAACGAGCCCACGCAGAAAACGGGAAAAACUCCAAGUCAGCUUCUUCUACUGUCAGAAUGUGCUCCUUACCGAAAGCCCAAUCCGCCUCGCUCAAGACGCCCAAUCCCGAAAUUAUCCUGAAAGAAGCCAAGGUUGCGCUAUCCAAUCACGACAUAAAUUACACUCUUCCACGCAAUUAGACUUUUUUGAACCAUUUGUGAUAUA
Dicrocoelium dendriticum is the source of this 867-nucleotide messenger RNA. NCBI's taxonomy places the organism in Eukaryota, Metazoa, Platyhelminthes, Trematoda, Plagiorchiida, Dicrocoeliidae. The record is from the annotation of a GenBank genome assembly.